UGGUCAAAAGCAUAAGUAGGAGCUAUUCCAAACGGACGAGGUUGCAAUAUGGAUUGGAUUAUUUAGAACUUAGAAGUUCCCGCCGUGACGCGCAAAAAGGCGCGCCGCUUGAAGAAAUUGUAGAAAAAACUGAAAAGCUAUCAUCUCGAAGUGACGACUCAAAAAUAUCAGUAAAAAAUUUUUACUUUAAAAAAAUUAAAACAAAAUACCCCACCUAGGGCUUUGGCUUUGGCUUUGGCUUUGGCUUGGGAUAUGGGUUGAUCGUGACCCACGAACGGAAGAAGAGCAGCCACAGAAUGGGCAAAAAAUCUCUCUUUCCCGAAGGGUCCUUAAUCGAGGUAAAAACAGACGAGGAGGGUUUCAAGGACGUGUAUUUUUUAGCUACUGUAAUUCCUAUACCUGCGAAAUUCAAGGGGAAAAAUUACAAGUCUAAAAGGAAAAACACACUGUAUGUGGAAUACCUGUCUCUCUUGGCGGAUGAUAAUGGCUCUGAUUUGCUGCGGGAGUUUGUUGAUUUAAACUUUGUGAGGCCGGCGCCACCGCCGUCGGAGAUCGUGGAGGGGUUUGAAGUGAACGACGUCGUUGAUGCCUACUACAGGGAUGGCUGGUGGAUAGGUGUUGUGAAGAGGGUUGAAGAAGGUCCAAAAUUUGUGGUUACUUUUCAGAACCCGCCAGACGAGCUCGAUUUUGGGAUUUCCAACCUCCGAGUUCACUGGGAUUGGGUCGACGGACGCUGGGUCCGACCCGUACAUCCGGUAAAGAUCACAGAGUGCAACGUCUCCGUUUUAUUUUGCAAGGAUAAAAGAACAUUAGAAAAAAUUGAUGCAUUCUUUGAUGGUGGAUGGUGGAGAGGAGUAAUUACAAAGGAGCUUGAAGAUAGUAGGUACAAAAUCCUCAUCAAGCAGUUGCAAAAGAAUAGUGAAUUGCAUCAGUCAAAAAUAAGACCACACAUGGAAUGGAAAGAUAGUAAGUGGACUGCAUCUUCCCAGGAUGACGUAAUCCCAUCAUCAGAUGCUGAAAAGCAGGGAGGCCCUAUAUGUUCUGAUAUCACCACAGUGGCUGUUCCAGUAGGGAGCUCAGGCAAUGGAAAAGACUGCACUGAAGAGAAAAUGCCUUGUUCCUUGAACUCAAGGGAGAAUCAGAAGCUGAAGGAAGGAAAUCUAGAAGCUGCAACAUCUCUUGCACCUGAACAACAAAAUAUCCUUGCAACUUCAAGUAAAGUGAUGCUUUGUGUCUCUGCAAGUCCAAUCUCUGAAAAUAUCAGGAUCAACUCGGUUAAACAAUCCAUGCUUGGGGAUCUGUCGUCUAAUAAUCCUUACAGGGGGCGGAGAAUUAGAAAACAAAAAAAAUUUGAGGAGGAUGACCCUACAUCUGAUUCUAAGAAGAGAAGAGGAAGAACCCAAGAAAUGCAAGUUAAAAUCCCGGAAUAUGUUGUAGGAGGUUUGGCUACUGGAAAGGGGUGCUCAAGUGACAAAAGGGAUCAUCCGUCAAUUGAUGAGGAACCUUUGAAGCCUGUGAGUGAACAGGAGCAGCAAUCAAAUGAUUCAGCGAUACAGAGGAUAAAGGUUAAUAUGAUGAGACUGAGAAGAGGAAAAACCCAAGAACUGCAAGUUAAAAGCCUAGAAUCUGUUGUAGGAGGUUUGACUGCUAGAAAGGCAAGCUCAAGUGACAAGAGUGAUCGUCCAUCAAUUAAUAAGGAACCUUUGAAGCCCGUUAGUGAACAGGAGCAGCAAUCAAAUGAUUCAAUGCUAUGGAGGAUGAAGGAUAUCCCUACGUCUGGUUCUAUGAAGAAAAGAGGAAGAAACGAAGUUAAUAGCCCAGAAUCUAUUGUAGAAGGUUUGGCUACUGGAAAGGCUUGCUUAAGUGACAACUGGGAUUGUCCGUCAAUUGAUAAGGAAUCUUUGAAGCCUGUGAGUGAACAGGAGCAGCUAUCAAAUGAUUCAGCGACACCGAGGAUACAGGAGAGUAAGCAACUAGAAACUGAAGAAGGCAUUCAUAAGAGAAAGAGAGGAAGGCCGCGAAAGACGCCAAUCAAAAGCCAACAAACCCAGGUAACAGGCAGUGCGCAAGAUGGAAAAAUUGAGGCAGAUGAAAUGGUCAUAAAAGACUGUAACGCAAAUGAAGUUGAUUCGAGCAUAACUGCUGAAAUGAUGACUGGAAUUGAGGGCUCUUUGUAUGAUCAGGAGAGCACAAUGCAUGGCAAGAAUAAUGGUCUUCCAAAGCUGAAAAACAGGCCUGGCAGUAUAAUGAAAAAGACCCACAGGAAAGUUUCAGAUGCGAAAGCAGUUGAGAGGUCAGUAAACCAAAUUGAAAAGCAUUCAUCAAAGGGAAGAAGAAGACGGACCACUUAUGUAAAGAGUGCCUUUCAAGUUCAAGAUUCUCUAGAUGCUUCAGGAAGUAAAACCAUGGAAUCAUAUCACAUGGUGAAUGAAUUAAAUAAAGUCAAUGCUGGAGUACCCUCCAGAGAAUAUGAUAAUAAACCUCUUUCUCAAUGGAUUGAAGAAAUACAGACUCCAAAUGCUGUUGAUGGCUCAAGAGUUUCCCUGGCGAGAACUGCAGAGAAAUGUGUUGAAACCGCCAAGAUGCCAAAAGAAAUUGCUCUGUUAACCGAUGGCAGUGAGAGGCAGGAGUCUGGUAUUCAAAUUCCUUUCUCUGGAGAUAAAGUUUCAAUCAUUCAGAGCGAGCAGCUAAGCUUGCCUUUUGUGAAGAACGCGAUGCUUUGGAGUGCAAUUGAGUCCAUGGAUGUCUUCCAGAGGAUACCGCAGAAGCCGCAUUUCCAACCUCUACAAUAUACUAAAGAGAGUUCUCGUGAAGGCUUAGCUAUAGGUCUAAUGGUAACCUUUUCCAGUGUGGUGGAAAAAGCCUUGCGAUUGCAACUUAAUGAUCCUAAAAGUAUCUCUGACGAUAUUUUAGAGAAUCUUGCAGACUUGGAAAGGUAUGGAUUUGAUGUUCAUGCAGUGAGAGACCGUAUAACGGGGUUGCUAUCUGUGAAAGAUAGGAAGGAAAAGCUCUUAGGCCAAGUAGAGCAACUUGAUAGUCAAAUUGCUGAGCAAAAUCUCGAGAGAAAUCACACAGAUGAAGAGAUUAACAAGAUCAACGAGCAGAUAAGGAAUCUGCAAGAAAAGCUCACACAUGCUGAAUCAGCUAAAGAGGCGAAGGAUCGAUUAAUUGCCUCUUCCAAGUCUAAACUAGAGGAACUCAAAGAAAGCAUCAUGACUGUUGCUUGUGAUUUUGAAAAGUUAGCUGCCACGCCUUUGUAAAUAUUCAUGAUUCUGAAAGACCCUUUUGCUGUACCUGGUCGAAGAAGCAACGGGUUGUGCUCUGUAAUGGUAAUCCUAUGUUAGAUUUGUAUCUUGAAUGUGUUUGGUAAAUUAAACCCCUUUCUUUCUUGAUCUGUAUCGUGUCUUUCCAAAUGUAGAAUUUGGAUCCACAUCCAGAUGUUAAAUCAUUUGUUGUAAUAGUCUGUUUUUGUAUGUAUCAUAUGUCCUUGUGAUGGUUCUAAUGCGAGAUUAGGCAAACAUUAGCUGAUAUUCUGCACUUGAAAUCGGUUUUGCCUUGUUUUGAACUUGUAGCUUUAUUGCUCUGUUGUCCCCUGGUUAAUUUGGACCUCUACUUUAUUUUGUA
Olea europaea var. sylvestris is the source of this 3624-nucleotide messenger RNA. Its product is annotated as DUF724 domain-containing protein 7-like. The record is from RefSeq and is a predicted model, not a curated record. The transcript has 14 exons. Bases 297 to 3260 code for a protein of 987 amino acids. Lineage: Eukaryota; Viridiplantae; Streptophyta; Magnoliopsida; Lamiales; Oleaceae.